Messenger RNA from Setaria italica (foxtail millet), 1872 nucleotides. Its product is annotated as CBL-interacting protein kinase 31. The transcript has 15 exons. The record is from RefSeq and is a predicted model, not a curated record. Gene Ontology annotation, biological process: protein phosphorylation; signal transduction. Gene Ontology annotation, molecular function: protein kinase activity; ATP binding. NCBI's taxonomy places the organism in Eukaryota, Viridiplantae, Streptophyta, Magnoliopsida, Poales, Poaceae. Bases 330 to 1466 code for a protein of 378 amino acids.
UUGGAAAGUAUGAGCUCGGACGGACCAUCGGGGAAGGAACAUUUGCAAAGGUCCGUUUUGCUAAGAACACUGAAAAUGGGGAGCCUGUUGCCAUCAAAAUUCUUGACAAGGAGAAGGUUCAGAGGCACAGAUUAGUUGAACAGGAACAACGUGGAGAAUGAAUUUUCUUCCUUGGAUGUUGACGUGUCAGCAUGGGAGCAUAGGAAGAUGAAACUCCAAUUAAGAAACGAUUCUAUAUCUACAUAUUUACAUGCCAUCGAGAUAUAUCCACAUGGUGGUCUUCCGGUUGAAGUCAUACUACCAACUCAAUUAAGCGUGAAAUUUGCACUAUGAAGUUAGUAAAGCAUCCUAAUGUUGUUCGACUGCUUGAGGUGAUGGGAAGUAAAGCAAGAAUUUUCAUUGUUCUGGAAUAUGUUACGGGCGGAGAGCUUUUUGAAACCAUUGCUACCAACGGAAGGUUGAAGGAGGACGAAGCAUGCAAAUAUUUUCAGCAACUGAUCAAUGCAGUUGAUUAUUGCCACAGUAGGGGAGUGUAUCACAGAGACUUGAAGUUAGAGAAUUUGCUUCUUGAUGCUGCUGGAAAUCUCAAAGUAUCUGACUUCGGUUUAAGUGCUUUAACUGAACAAGUGAAGGCUGACGGUCUGCUUCAUACAACAUGUGGAACUCCCAACUAUGUUGCUCCUGAGGUGAUAGAAGAUGGAGGCUAUGAUGGUGCAACUGCGGAUAUUUGGUCUUGUGGAGUAAUCCUCUUUGUCCUUCUUGCUGGCUAUUUACCUUUCGAGGAUGAAAACAUCAUUGCCCUAUACAAAAAGAUCUCUAAAGCUCAGUUUACCUGCCCCUCUUGGUUUUCGGCGGGAGCUAAGAACCUGAUUACCAGAAUUCUCGAUCCCAAUCCUACAACUCGGAUCACCAUUGCUCAGAUACUGGAAGAUCCUUGGUUCAAAAAGGGAUACAAGCCUCCUGUUUUUGACGAGAAAUAUCAAACUAGCUUGGAUGACGUUGAUGCUGCUUUUGGAGACUCAGAAGACCGGCAUGUGAAAGAGGAAACUGAAGAUCAGCCAGCCACAAUGAAUGCAUUUGAACUGAUUUCACUAAAUCAGGCACUGAAUCUGGAGAAUUUGUUUGAGGCAAAGAAGGAGUAUAAAAGAGAGACAAGAUUCACCUCACAAUUUCCUCCGAAAGAAAUCAUAACAAAGAUAGAAGAAGCUGCAAAGCCACUUGGAUUUGACAUUCAGAAGAAAAAAUACAAGAUGCGGAUGGAGAAUCCCAAAGCAGGUAGGAAAGGCAAUCUAAAUGUUGCAACUGAGGUUUUUCAAAUAGCCCCGUCCCUUCACGUGGUUGAGCUCAAGAUAGCAAAGGGGGAUACUCUGGAGUUUCAAAAGUUCUACAGAAGUCUCUCGACGCAACUGAAGGAUGUUGUGUGGAAGUGCGAUGGCGAGGUCGAGGGCAACAGCACGUUGGCAUGAAGCGGCCUCCAAACUUACACAUGCCGGCGCUGGCUUUCCUUGUACAUAGCUUCUCUUCCGGAUGAUCAGUGUCCAUUGCAGAGUCGGUUUUGCAAGCAAGUUCUUUGGUUCAUUUGUCGAUGGCGAGUAAGCUCCGAUGAAACAACCGUCUUCAAGGCUGUUGCGGAUGAGCUCACUGGCGCGUUGUUUAGUCCAUUUUAUGGUCUGGAAGUUAGAUGGGAUGGGAGCCACAAUCAAGGCUGUAGUAGUGUUGUAGUAAUGAGGUACAUCAGACGGUGUAAAGGGAGUACCAAUUGUUAGGUCAAGGCUUCAAGUUUAGUCCCCUUCAAUUUGUUCUAUGCUGUGUUACUUCAAAUAAACAUUACUUCUAGAUGUAUGAGGUGAACACAGAUAGCUUGUGCCCUGG